This is a messenger RNA of Ziziphus jujuba (common jujube), 2392 nucleotides long. Its product is annotated as serine carboxypeptidase-like 2. The coding region runs from base 773 to 2245 and encodes 490 amino acids. Gene Ontology annotation, molecular function: acyltransferase activity, transferring groups other than amino-acyl groups; serine-type carboxypeptidase activity. NCBI's taxonomy places the organism in Eukaryota, Viridiplantae, Streptophyta, Magnoliopsida, Rosales, Rhamnaceae. Gene Ontology annotation, biological process: secondary metabolic process; proteolysis. The record is from RefSeq and is a predicted model, not a curated record. The transcript has 14 exons.
AAAUAUAUAAAAUAUUAUUAUAAUAGGAUCUGCUUUGGAUUAAUUUGGCCGUUACACUUGGUCUUCAUCUGUUGUUGAAUUCUGGAACUAAUUUCAACAGGAAAAAAAAUACUAAGCAUGAACACACAAAUUCACCGAGGUUCAGUCAAAUUAGACCUACGUCCUCGUUGCAUUGUUGAGCUUCUGCACUAUGUAAAUGGAAUAUUUACAAGCUCAGUUGCAGACUCUCUAAUGGAGGAUUCACACAAGAAUUCCUAAAACCAAAACCCAAGAUCCCAAUACAUCCAUUUACUCUUCGAUCUCCACAGAGAUCUCUCACAAACCCACCUUGAGAACACAAAGAAAACAAGAAAAAAUGGCUUUCAGAAACUCAAGGGACUCACUUCGCACAAAGCUUUCUCUCAGGCUGUUUUUAAGCUUUUUUCACUCUGUUAUUUUCUUGUAUGCUAUAUGAAGAAGAAGACCAAAAUACAUAUAUAUUUCCAGAAACAAAAACGUUCAAUUAAUCUCCAGGAGCUCCAACGUGGCAAGCAACCUGUGAAAUAACCUUUCUACCCUUUAUUAACUGAUGUGGCAGCAAAGUGUUGCCGUUUUGGAACCUGGAAAUUUCCUCUUGUUUCUUCUCUGACCAGCAAAACACAUGGCUUGAUUUGAGGAUUAUUAUCUCACAUCAUCAAACAUUAAUUAGUAAGAACUGCAUAGAGAUCCAGUUUGUGAGAGUCUAAUAAACGUCUAUAAUAUUCAAGAAACAAAGCUAAUUGGCAGUGGGCAUAUGGCAAUAUCAAGGUCCUUAAUCCACAUAAUUAACGCUCUGCAUCUUCUUCUUCUUCAUUUGGCAGUCUCACAGUACAAUAUUGUUACGGUUGGUUCACAGUCAUCGAAUAUCAUCAGAAGCUUACCAGGUUUUUCUGGAAACCUACCCUUCAAACUUGAAACUGGGUAUGUGGGUGUGGGUGAUGGGGAUGAAAUACAGCUUUUCUAUUACUUCAUCGAGUCGGAGAGAAAUCCCGAAGAAGAUCCUCUUGUUCUAUGGCUCACCGGAGGACCUGGUUGUUCUGCCUUUUCCGGUCUCAUUUAUGAAAUAGGUCCAUUGACAUUUGAUUAUGAAAUAUCUAGUUGGAAUUCAACAACUUUGCUAUAUAAUCCAUACUCAUGGACCAAGGUGGCCAACAUAAUAUUUUUAGAUGCACCUGUAGGGACUGGAUUUUCGUAUGCAACGACUUGGCAAGCAUACUACACUGGUGACCGUUUAUCAGCCGCAACUAAUUACAAUUUUCUUAGAAAGUGGCUUAUGACUCACCCCAAGUUCCUCAAAAAUCCACUUUAUGUUGCUGGUGAUUCUUUCUCGGGGAUUGUUGUUCCAAUCACUGUUCAGGAGAUAAAUAAUGGUAAUGAAGUUGGAGUUGAGCCAUUAAUGAACCUCAAGGGAUAUAUGCUUGGAAAUCCUUUGACGGACGAACAUGUUGAUCAUAAUUCAAAAGUUGAAUUCAGCUAUCGGAAGGCACUUAUAUCGGAUCAACUGUAUGAGUCAGCUAAAAUAAAUUGCAAGGGCGAAUAUAUCAAUAUUGACAUAGAGAAUGCAUUAUGUCGUAAGGAUAUCGAAAUUUUCCAUGAGUGCACAGCAAAUCUAUCCAUUUCCCAUAUAUUGGAACCUCAAUGUCCAGUUACUGCGUCCCCAAGACCAGCUCUAUUAAAGUUGCAUCCUAGCAGAGCUUUAAUAGAGGACGAUCACUCCAUCAAUCUCUUACUUUCGCUUUCUCACCUUCCCAAUGAUCAUCCAUCUAUGUGUCGAGACUUUCACUAUUUCUACUCUGGUUAUUGGGCUAAUGAUCAAACGGUUCAGAAUGCUCUUCAAAUUCGCAAGGGAAGUAAAGAGCGUUGGAGCAGAUGCAAUAGGACAUUAGCAUACAAUUUUGAAGUGUCAAGUAGUACGGAUUAUCAUCGAAAUCUCAUGAACAAAGGCUAUCGAGUAUUAGUCUACAGUGGUGAUCAAGACAUCAUAGUACCCUAUGUGGGGACACUUGAAUGGAUUGGAGCUCUCAACUUGACUGUUGCUCAUGCUUGGAAACCAUGGUUCGUAGAUGGACAAGUUGCAGGAUACACUGUGCAUUAUAGAUCUAAAAAGCACGACUUGACGUUUGCAACAGUGAAGGACGCGGGUCACACAGCUCCAGAGUACAAGCCCAAGGAAUGCCUUGCCAUGGUUGACAGGUGGUUGGCUCAUAAACCUGUGUAUAGUCAAUAGCAGGUUCCUCAUAUUUUUCUUUUCUUUCUACUCAAUAAGAACAUUUAAAUAAAUAAUUGUAUUGAAUUAUAUUUGUAUUCGAUAUAUAUAUAUAUAUAUAUAUAUAUAUAUCCCAUUUAUUAUUUUUAAGGCAUUUAUAUGUAAUUG